AAAGACGUUUAGAAAAUAUUUUUUUUAGACAUUCCUAACAGUACAAGAUAUCGAAUAAAUAUCGAUAUUUUACGAAUAUAGGUCUGAUAUGAUAUUGUACGAAUAUUCGUAUGAUAGCUAAAAUAUCCUAGAAUAUUCAUACAAUAAUUUGUGCUGUUAGGGAUGUGUUGUCUGUUUCGUAAAGUCUUUUUUUUUAUCAUGAUUUCGUCAUUGAAUCAUGGAUUUACGAUUCUAUCGGGAGAAGAACAGGAAUGCUCGCCUUGGCACAAAUGUGAAACCGAUUACGUGUUCAGCGACGUAGUUCACGCAUGCGCAUGCGGAAAGGCAGUCCGGAGAAAUUUGUCCUUCCCCGAAUCGCGAUAUGCCAGAGCGGGAGUAGCGGGACGGGAUUAGUCGUCGAUUGCGAUCAUUGCUGGUCUCGUGCUCAGCGAGUUCUUGACGAUUCAUCGAGAUCUGUCGAGAUCCACGUCGAGCCGUCGCAGUCGCGAGGGUCGAGAGAGAGGAACUGUCGCGCUGCAACGUGUCUCGCAAUUCGCAAAUUCAUCGCUCUCUACAGUGAAGAUAGAACCCUUCACGCGUUCGUGGACGAUUGUGCGAUUGCGCGGACGUGUACGUGCGCGGUCUCUCGGUUACGUUUAACCUCAUCCUCGACGACGUUCCGAGCAAAAACGUUCGUGGGAGCGAUUUGAUGCUCGACAUUGGUUAUGGCGCUGACGCGGGGGCUGCGACCGUUCUUCGUCCUGGGAACAAAUUAUGCAUGUAAGCUCAUGUCCAGUCAAGUGACUCUCGUGAGAGCCGUGUCUACCAUGCAACCACUCUCGAAGAAUAAAGAGGUCACUAUAACGUUUGUUAAAGCCAAUGGAGAAAAGAUAAAAGCAAAAGGGAAGAUCGGAAACAGUAUUUUAGAUAUUGUUAUGGACAAUGACCUCAACGAUGAAUUGGGUGGUUACGGAGCUUGCGAGGGAACCUUGACGUGCAGUACAUGUCAUUUAAUUUUUCCUAAAGAUAUAUACGACAGUCUUCCAGAGAAAGCUUCAGAGGAAGAGACUGAUAUGCUGGAUUUGGCGUUCGAGCGUGGUGACACCUCGAGAUUGGGAUGUCAGAUAACGAUGACUGAAGAACUAGAUGGUAUUGAGGUGAGAGUACCAGCUGGCAUUAACGAUGUAAGACAAACAUGAUAACUCGAUAAGGUUUUUAAUCGAUAAUUUUAGAGCAGCUCCAUAUUUAUAGUGCAAUUCAACCUAAUCUUUUCUGAAUAUAUACAGUCUUAAUCAAAAGUACUAAGCAUCUAUUUUUUAAGAUUUUUAAUUAGAGAGAAUUUAAACAAAAAUUAAAAAUAUGAAUUAUCCUUUGUGUCCAAAAAUUCUUAUGUAUAAUGCCGAUAAAGAAUACAAAUAAAAGAAUAUAGGAAAUACAGAUAAAAGAAUUUUAGAUAAUUAAAAAAAUAUAGGUGCCUAAUACUUUUGGCUGGUCUGUAAGUUAAUACAUUUAUGUACAUAAUAGCAAAAAAUUAUGUUCAAAAUUAAAAGCUCAGAUUCCGGGAACAAUGUUUUUUAUAUAUAAUUAUAUGUAAUUUUAUAUGAUUAUAUGUAUUAUAUAAUCAUGUAUAAUUAUAUAUAAAUGAUUGUAUAUUGUAUAAUUAUACAUAAUUAUAUAUCAAAUGUGUCCGUAUAUAUUGAAAUAUACAUAUAAUUAUAUACGUUUUAUGUAUGAUUAUAUAUAUAAUUGUAUAAUUAUAUAUGAAAAAUAUUUUUACGGAUUUAAACAUACAGAUUCUUUGUGCAAUACUAUUUUAAACAAUUGUAUAUAAUUACAUGCAUGAUGCAAAUAUAUAUGUAUACAGUGUUAACAAUAUUUCGUACAGAAAAAUGUAAAAAGAAUCAUACAUUUCAAAAUAUUAGAACAUAAAUGACAGAAGAAAAAUAAAUCUUUUUUAUAACUUUUUAAAAUAAACUUCUAUUCCCAUUUAAUAUAAUUAUAAUUUAGAGAUCGACUACAAAUUCAUUCCCGAGAACCAAACUCUUAUCAAGUUUUACUUGCAAAACAUUAUUGCUGGCGAGUUUACGUCAUUUUAAUUUUUGUCAUAUGGCAUAUAUUUAGUAAUCCGAAUAUGCACAGCAUAUUAAUCUAAUCACAAAGUAGGUCAUAAAAAGACAUAGUUUUGCAAUAAUUUAUCCAUUCUCAUGGCGAAGAAAAUCAAUAGCGAAGAAAAAUAUUCACUUUUAAAAAUUAGAAAUAUAUAUGUAUACUGAUAACUUUUAUACGUAAGAAACGUUAAUCUACUGUUAUAUAACGUUCAUGAAUAAAUUUAACAUUUUAAUUAUAAUGAAAUAUCGAGGAAAAAUAAAAUCGAAUAAGUAAUCAGAAAACUUGAAAUCACAUUUACAUUCUAAUUGAAAUAAUCUCCGUACGACUUCAUUCAGUACAUAUCCAGAAUAAUUUAUUUUCUUCCUUUUUAAUUAAUUACAUACCGAAUAUAUCUAUUGUUACAUAACUAUCAGUACAUAAAGC
This is a messenger RNA of Solenopsis invicta (red fire ant), 2511 nucleotides long. It is a transcript of the gene Fdx2, whose product is annotated as adrenodoxin-like protein 2, mitochondrial. The record is from RefSeq and is a predicted model, not a curated record. Bases 705 to 1178 code for a protein of 157 amino acids. Gene Ontology annotation, biological process: P450-containing electron transport chain; positive regulation of oxidoreductase activity. Gene Ontology annotation, molecular function: 2 iron, 2 sulfur cluster binding. Gene Ontology annotation, cellular component: mitochondrion. The transcript has 4 exons. Lineage: Eukaryota; Metazoa; Arthropoda; Insecta; Hymenoptera; Formicidae.